AUGGGUAACUGCAUAAGAAGACAAAAAGAUAGUGAAGAUUGUGAAGAUGAUGGCCAUAUCAAUGGAGCAAAAAAUAGAUCAAUAGGUUCUUUCGUCAGUGUAUUGAGAACUAUGUGGUCUAAACGUGGUUGUCGUUCUCAACAACAUUCACCACAAUCUAUCACAAAAUCUGCAAGCGGUACGCAAUUUCCAAGUCUAUUUAGAUAUAUUGAUGGCAGGAGAUAUCACAAUGAUGAGAAUUUGAAAUAUCCAUUACCGAAUGAUGAUGAGGAGAUAAAUCGGUUGCAAUCUCAACACUAUUUAUUUAGACAUGCUUGGGGUAAAAAUUACUCUUCACCUGUUGAAGAAAUUCUUAGAGCUGGCGGUGCGCGCGUGUUGGAUGUCGGAUGUGGUCCAGCGACUUGGAUACUUGAAAUGGCGAGUGAAUACACGACGUCUUCGUUUACUGGGAUCGAUAUUUCACCUGUUUUUCCAUCGAACAUCAAACCACGAAAUGUUCAAUUUAAUCAGAUGAACGUAUUGGAUGGCCUUCCGUUCGAAGACAAUACUUUUGACUUUGUAUACCAACGAUUCAUGGGAUUAGCGUUGACCGAAGAGCAAUGGCCGAUUUUACUUUUAGAACUUGUCAGAGUGACAAAACCUGGUGGCUGGAUUGAAUUUAUGGAAUGUGAUUUGCAAUUUGAUAACGAAGGACCUAUUUCAUCGCGCGUUAAUAAAGCAGCACAAAUGUAUCUAAAAUCACAAGGAAUAAAUGCAUUAAUAUGUCCUCACGUGCCUCACUUAAUGGCAAAUUUGACUGAUAUGGAGAAAAAACAGAUAUCUACGCCAUUGGGACAAUGGGGUGGUCUAAUUGGAGAACUGGCAAGAGACAACAUAAUCGGUUUGAGUCGAUCAUUGAAACCGGUUUUAUUUCCAGUUCUCAAAGAAAUGCUUGGUGAUAUCGAUCUAGAUUAUGAAUCGAUCGUGAAAGAAAUAGUAGAUAAUGAAGUUAACCAAUAUAUGUCUAGUAUAAAGUCUGUUAGAUUUUAUGGAAAAAAAAAAAUUACUGAUAAUAUCAAUGAUAAUAUCAUCAAUGAUUGA
Molecule: messenger RNA, 1080 nt
Organism: Racocetra persica
Lineage: Eukaryota; Fungi; Glomeromycota; Glomeromycetes; Diversisporales; Gigasporaceae
Source: the annotation of a GenBank genome assembly